CGACAACGCUUCAGUCUUCAAAUUCGAAUAUUAGGAAAGACCGAUUAAAGAGGCAAUCAUGGAUGUUGACCUUAUAGAUGCGCCUAGCCGCAGUGAGCAACACUUCAAUGGCGCUGUGCCGAUCAAAAGAGCGAGAUUGGACCUGACGACGACCACCGCACCGGAUGCUGCCCUGAUUCGACAGAGAAGAGAGGCUGAAAAGGCGUACGGCAGAGGGCGAAAGAUUCCAUUGAAAGGCAUUAAAGACAGGAAAUUACGCGGGAACCUCAAAGCUCUAGAAAGCAAAUACAAAACCGCUGUUUUGCGAGCCAAGGAUGCAGAGAUUUUGCAUGAGAAUACGGAGGGUUUCCUCGAACCAGAAACAGAGCUGGAACGGACCUACAAAGUACGACAAGAUGAGAUUGAAGCAGAUGUCCCCAUCGAGACCGCGAAGAAGAGAUUCGAGCUGAAGCUGGAUACCUUGGGACCUUAUGUGUGUGACUAUACUCGGAAUGGACGAGAUUUGCUUCUCGCAGGCCGAAAAGGGCACAUUGCGACAAUGGACUGGCGAGAGGGGAAGCUGGGUUGCGAAUUACAGCUUGGAGAGACUGUUCGAGAUGCUCGAUGGCUGCAUAACAACCAGAUGUUUGUGGUGGCACAGAAAAAAUACGUCUACAUAUACGAUCGAGCAGGUGUGGAGAUACAUUGUUUGAAGAAACACAUCGAAGUCACGAACAUGGAAUUUCUCCCAUAUCACUACCUCUUAGCUACAGUGGGUAAUGCAGGAUUCCUGAAGUACCAAGAUACAUCUACAGGUCAAAUGGUCAUCGAGAUACCCACUAAGCUCGGCUCUCCUACAUCUCUUACUCAGAAUCCACGCAAUGCUGUCCUUCAUAUGGGUCACCAGAACGGCACAGUCACUCUAUGGUCGCCCAACUCGACAACACCAUUGGUCAAAUUACUGGCACAUCGAGGUCCUGUCAGAGCACUGGGUGUUGACCGAGAAGGAAGAUAUAUGGUCUCCACGGGUCAAGAUCUCAAGAUGUCAAUAUGGGACAUCAGAAUGUUCAAGGAAGUGAACAGCUACUUCACAAGACAACCUGCGACGUCAGUUGCGAUAUCAGACCGAGGAUUGACUGCCGUAGGAUGGGGAACUCAGACUUCGAUAUGGAGAGGCCUGUUCUCGAAAUCAUCCCUGGAGCAAGAGAAGCUUCAAAGUCCCUAUAUGGCGUGGGGAGGCGAGGGUAGGCGGAUAGAAAGGGUCAAAUGGUGUCCAUUUGAGGAUCUAUUGGGUGUCUCGCAUGAUGCUGGAUUCUCGUCCAUCAUCGUACCAGGAGCUGGAGAACCCAACUUUGAUGCUCAGGAAGUCAACCCCUACGAGACUACCAAGCAGCGACAGGAGACUGAGGUCCGGACACUAUUGAAUAAGCUUCAACCAGAGAUGAUCUCUCUCAAUCCUGACUAUAUCGGCAACCUGGAUUUGAGGUCGGAGGAACAGCGAAAGGCGGAGAAAGAUCUGGACAAGAAACCAGUGGAUCCAAUUGCGGAUAUCAAGAAUCGUGGCAGAGGCAAGAACAGCUCUCUGAGGAAGUAUCUCAGAAAGAAGGGCUCCAAGAACAUCAUUGAUGAGAAGAGACUGAGGAUUGAGGAGUUGCGGAAGAGUCAACAGGAAAGGAAGCAGGAACGCUUGAAGGAGUCGGAACAAGAGCUUGGUCCUGCUCUUAGUCGGUUCGCUAGGAAGUGAGUUUGAGAACCAUACCUAGGUAAUGUAGCUUGAUACCC
This is a messenger RNA of Mollisia scopiformis, 1761 nucleotides long. RefSeq names its product BING4CT-domain-containing protein. Gene Ontology annotation, cellular component: small-subunit processome; nucleolus; 90S preribosome. Gene Ontology annotation, molecular function: protein binding. The transcript is spliced from 3 exons. NCBI's taxonomy places the organism in Eukaryota, Fungi, Ascomycota, Leotiomycetes, Helotiales, Mollisiaceae. Gene Ontology annotation, biological process: maturation of SSU-rRNA from tricistronic rRNA transcript (SSU-rRNA, 5.8S rRNA, LSU-rRNA). Bases 59 to 1723 code for a protein of 554 amino acids. The record is from RefSeq and is a predicted model, not a curated record.